Molecule: messenger RNA, 804 nt
Organism: Dictyostelium discoideum AX4
Lineage: Eukaryota; Evosea; Eumycetozoa; Dictyosteliales; Dictyosteliaceae
Product: C-4 methyl sterol oxidase
Exons: 2
Coding region: 1-804 (267 amino acids)
Biological process (GO): lipid biosynthetic process
Cellular component (GO): endoplasmic reticulum membrane
Molecular function (GO): C-4 methylsterol oxidase activity; iron ion binding
Source: RefSeq, a predicted model, not a curated record
AUGGAAUCACUUUCAUUAAAAUUUAUUGAACCAUAUUGGUUUAAAUUUGUAGAUUAUUAUGGUGAAGAAUUUUUACUCACCUAUGGUACUUUUAUUGCUCAUCAAGUUUUUUAUUUUGGAUGUUUCAUUCCAUUCUUAAUAGCCGAUUUUAUUCCUUUCUUUAGAAAAUAUAAAAUUCAACAAACUAAAGAGAAUGAUUGGAAAUCUCAAACAUAUUGUGCAAUUAAAGUUAUAUUGACACAAGUACUUAUUCAAUUACCAAUGAUGUAUAUAUUUGAUCCAGCAAUUAAAGCAAUUGGUUUAUCAGCAAGAGCACCAUUACCAUCAAUUCCUUAUUUACUAUUGACACUUGUAUCAAGUUUUAUUAUUGAAGAUUUUUAUUUCUAUUGGGCACAUAGAGCAUUACAUCAUGGUAUUUGGUAUAAAUAUAUUCAUAAGGUACAUCACGAUUAUGCAUCACCAUUUGGUAUUACAGCUGAAUACGCUCACCCAUUGGAAACCAUUAUUUUGGGUGUUGGCACUGUUAUUGGUCCAUUCCUUUUCUCACGUGAUCUUUUCACUCUUUGGGUUUGGUUAGGUGUUAGAUUAUAUCAAACUGUUGAAUGUCAUUCAGGUUAUGAUUUCCCAUGGAGUUUUACAAAUUUAAUUCCAUUUUGGGGUGGUGCUCCUUUCCAUGAUUAUCAUCAUGAAGUAUUUAUUGGAAAUUAUGCUUCAACUUUUACUUAUUUAGAUAAAAUUUUUGGAACUUCUGGAAAAUCUUAUUACUCUAGAAUUGAAAAAAAAUCAAUUAAUAAAUCUGAAUAA